AUGGCGCUCAAAAUGCUGACCAGGCGCUUGGUGCUCCUGGCGGUAGUAGCUGCUACCGUCACGGCCGCCGCAACAUCCAGCGAGACGUCGUCGUCGUCGUCGACUUCAGCGUCCACGACAACCGCGGAGACAGCAACAGCGACCCCGACGAAACCUGCCGUGCCUGUGCCCGAUGCAGAGCAGCAGGAACGCUUUUCUUCGCUCGCCCUUUUCCUCGUGCUCUCCCUUCUGAUCAUGUCCUUCUGGACAUCAUACUACCUCAGAGUCAAGCGCAUCACCGCCGUGCACGAAACCAUUGUCGGUCUUUUUGCCGGCAUGUUUGUUGGUGUCUGCCUCCGCAUUGGCCCCGGGGAGCAGGUUCAAAAUAUGCUCAGCUUCAGCAACAACAUCAUGCUCAACGUCCUCCUCCCACCCAUCAUCCUCGCCUCUGGAUACGACCUUCGACAGGAAAAUUUCUUCCGCAACUUUGGCACCAUCCUCAUCUUUGCCUUUGCAGGCACGUUCAUAAGCGCCAUCGUCGUUGGUGUGAUUGUCUACCUCUGGUCGCUCCUCCACCUCGAGUCGAUCUCGCUCACGCUGCUCGAAUGUCUCAUCUUUGGCUCCACCUUGAGCGCCACCGAUCCAGUCACCAUCUUGGCCAUCUUCAACACGUACAAGGUCGACCCCAAACUGUAUUCGGUCAUCUUUGGCGAGAGCAUCCUCAACGACGCCGUCUCCAUCGUCAUGUUCGAGACGCUCUCCACCUUCCGCGGCAAGGACAUCUACAUUUCGUCCAUCUUCCACGGUAUCGGCCUCUUCUUGCUCGUUUUCACGCUGUCCAUGCUGCUCGGCGUGUGUUUCGGUCUAGGUUGCUCGCUGCUACUCAAGCACUCACGGCUGAGUUCCUACCCACAACUCGAGUCCUGCCUCGUGGCGCUGAUCGCCUACACAAGCUACUUUUUCAGCAACAGUGUCACUAUGAGCGGCAUCGUCUCGCUUUUGUUCUGCGGUAUCACCCUCAAGCACUAUGCCUACCACAAUAUGUCGCGACGCACGCAGCGAACCACACGAUACACAUUCCAAACGCUCGCCAGCCUCUCGGAGAACUUCAUCUUUAUCUACCUCGGCCUCAGUCUCUUCACGCAGGAGAGCCUGGUGUACAAACCGCUGUUCAUCAUCAUCACCGUUUUUGCUGUGGUGGCAUCCCGAUACUGCGCCGUCUUCCCAAUCGCCAGUGUAAUCAAUGCAUUCAAACGGGCGCGCAACAACCGUCGUGCGCGCGCUGCGGGUGGAGGCGGCGUUCCACGAGGCGAUGGCGAGGAGGAGCUGCCGCGGCAGUACCAGAUCAUGCUCUUCUGGGCCGGGCUGCGCGGUGCGGUCGGCUUUGCGCUCUCGGCAGGUAUCGAAGGGCAGAACGCGAUUGCACUGCAGACGACGGUGCUAGUGACGGUGGUGCUGACGGUAAUCGUAUUUGGAGGUACCACAGCGCAGAUGCUCGAGAUCCUCGGUAUCCGUACGGGAGUGCAGGACGACGAGGGAGAAUCGGACGAGGAGGAGGAAGAAGACGAUGCGAUGCGGUUGAGAGGCAUGCAGAGGAGAUCCUACUUGGAUCCGGCCAGCUACCGCGAUGCAUCGGAGCGUGCUGGCUUAACACGAGGAGGCAACCGAUACGCUUCGAGCGGCAAAGGCGGCUACCGCGACGCUAGCAACAGUUCGAGCCCUCGCGCGUCGCUCAGCCACAGCAGUCCUUUAUACGCACGGGGAAGCGGAAACGGUGCAGGUGGCACCGGUGGAGGCAAACCCGGAGUGCAACGUGGAGGCUUCGCGGAUGAUCUGGACGAGGACGAGGAGGCGUCCAGCUUUUCGUCCGAGGCUCUCGCCUCGAGAUCGUCAACCCCAGGGCUGCCGGCUGGCCUCAACCCACUCAGUUCCGCCAACAACACGGUUCGCUUCAACAACACGCAAGGACUCUCAAACUCGCCUAAAUCGGGCACGCUACCUAGCUUGAGCGAGAUUCGACGCGCGGUGAUCGAAGCGUCUUCUACGGACGGUAGCACGUCGUCGCCGGCAAAGCAGCUACUGGACCGCGCAGGCCUGGUGAUGAAGGACGGACAGUGGUUCCAGGCCAUUGACCAGAAGUACUUGCUCCCACUGUUUAGCAACUCGGUGGCGUCGCGCAAGCAUGAAGAAAAGAAGAUUGCGCGUCUGGCGGCUAGAGACGCGGCGAGCAGGAGCGAGCUGGAUCUGUCGAAUGCGGGCGAUACGAGUGCCGGUGCGAGUGGAGGCAGACGCAACUUCUUCUCGGUUGAGGAAGAGGAUUUGGAAGCAGAGGUGUAUCCUGCAGAGAGGGAUGCGGUGGUGGUGGACGAUGAGGACGAGGACGAGAGCAGCACGCCCGUGUUUGACGCUACGUCGUUUGCUAGCGGUCGGAGGUCGGCCAGUGGAACGCAUACGCCGACGAGGAGGACGUUUAGUCAUGACAAUGAUGGCGGGCAUGGAUUGUAG
This is a messenger RNA of Sporisorium graminicola, 2484 nucleotides long. RefSeq lists its product as uncharacterized. Gene Ontology annotation, cellular component: late endosome; fungal-type vacuole membrane; early endosome. Gene Ontology annotation, molecular function: sodium:proton antiporter activity. The record is from RefSeq and is a predicted model, not a curated record. NCBI's taxonomy places the organism in Eukaryota, Fungi, Basidiomycota, Ustilaginomycetes, Ustilaginales, Ustilaginaceae. The transcript has a single exon. Gene Ontology annotation, biological process: sodium ion transport; proton transmembrane transport; vacuolar acidification. The coding region runs from base 1 to 2484 and encodes 827 amino acids.